Molecule: messenger RNA, 1744 nt
Organism: Plectropomus leopardus (leopard coralgrouper)
Lineage: Eukaryota; Metazoa; Chordata; Actinopteri; Perciformes; Serranidae
Source: RefSeq, a predicted model, not a curated record
CAACACCAGUCAGAUGGAGGAGUGGCUCCGAGCCAACAAUCUGUAUCAGAGCAAAGCUGCAGCCACUCUGGAGCCGAUCAUCCAGGCCGCUCAGCUGCUGCAGGUCAAGAAGAAGACCACGCAGGACGCCGACGCCAUCUGCUCGCUCUGCACCGCCCUCACCACGCAGCAGAUCGUGAAGAUCCUGAACCUGUACACGCCUCUGAACGAGUUUGAGGAACGAGUCACCGUGUCCUUCAUCAGGAACAUUCAGAACCGUCCUCAGCAGAGGAAUGACCCCCCUCAGCUCCUGGUGGACACCAAGCACAUGUUCCCCGUCCUCUUCCCGUACACGCCGUCUGCGCUCAGCCUGGAGACGCUGCACAUCCCCGCCUCCCUCGGCCUGGACUUCCUCGUCAGAGUCUGAAGUCUUCAGUUCACCUUCAUGUGCCUGAAACCAGCAGAGACCAGUGAAACCAGCAGAGACCAGUGAAACCAGCAGAGACCAGCAGCAGCAGACAAUCAGAUCACAAACUCUUCUUCUUCUUCUUCUUCUUCUUCUUUUUCUUCUGUUGAGUGUCCCCUGUCCUGCGUCCUCUGACAGAGAUACUGCAGGACGUGUGGACACAGUAAGUACAAGAGGACAGUGUCCCGCAGGAUGAAGAAGGUCAGUGGGAAGUUUCAGGAAAGUCGCAGAGAAAAGAGUCUUCGUAGAUUCACAGAAACAAACGGCUUCCAGAUGUCAGCGUUCCAAAUCAGCCAAUCAGUGAUCAAUAACACGUACUUCCUGUUCGAUCGGAUACGUUCCGUUAAUUCGCAGUUUGAUGAAUCAUCGCGUCACGCUCCUGUUAAAUGUUAAAAAACCAUCCGAGAAUAACAAGAACACAACGUUGACGAAUCUCAACGACCCCUCGAGAGAGUAUUCUCAAAUUUGGCACAAACGUUAACUUGGACUGAACCAUGAACUUGUUUGAUUUUGCAGGUUAAAGGUCACUCCGACCUCAUGUCUGCCUCAUUUUUUAAACAUGACAUGUCAAGAACACCUUGAUGAAAUUUUCUCAAAUUUGGCACAAAUGUUCACAUAAACUGUGACCGGAUAAUAUUUUGGAGGUCAAAGGUCACUGUGACCUCAUGUUGGUCUCAUUUUUAUAAACACUCAUGGGUGCCUUGAGUACGUUUUUUUUCUCAAAUUUGGCACAAAUGUUCCCUCACACUCAGCGAUGAACUCACUAGAUUUUAAAGGUCAAGGUCAGUGUUUCCUCAUCAUUAACAGGAUAUCUCUAGAAUGGCUUGACCCAUUAGAUUUUUGAGGUCAUAGGUCAAGUUCACUUUGACCCCAUUGUGAAAAAAUAUCACAGAUUACAUGGAGAGAAUUUAGUCAAAAAUGACACAAACAUCCACUUUGAAUCACGGUUUAACUGACUGGAAUUUGGUGGUCAAAGGUCACUGUGACCUUGCAUGCAUCUCAUUCUUUUCAGGGUGUAUCCCAAGAUUUUGAAGAUCAAGGUCACUGUUUCUUCAUGUUUGCCUUGAGAGAAUUUCUUCAAAUUUGGCACAAAGGUCCGAUCGGACGGUCAGACAGCUGCAGCUCUGAAAUAUCACAAUAAUAUCUGAACACGAGAGAAUGAAAAUAUGUCUUUAUACUCUGAGAACACGGACGCCUUCAGGCUGGUCGGUGUUUGGUGAUGAAAAAAUGAACUCAAAAACGGAGACUCAUUUUUCUGGACCUGAGUGAAUAAACGAAGGGUAGGAGAAGGAGGAGAAG